CGUCUCGCGGAUAUAAGACACAUACUCCACCCAGUCGAAGAUCGACUCCUCUUUCUUAGGCCUCGCCGUCUUCUCUAGACGUAUCUAACUCGAGUCCAAGCUCGGCUUCACACAUCAAACCAGCCACUUUUUGCUCUAGGUUUUGCUUCCUGGGCUGCAGGUUUCUUGACAAUGUAUGUUUCAAACAUAUUCAUCCCGGAGCAAAAUUAUGCGUUGGUAGGAGUAGGGUUUACGUUCACUGUCCUCGCUAUUAUUUUUGUGGUGCUAAGAAUCUUCACCCGGGUAUGGCUGGUGAGGAGUGUGGGCGCUGAUGAUGGCUUCAUCGCAAUCUCUACGUUUGGUACCUUGGGGUUCUUGAUCGCAGUCAUGGAGCAGGUUCGCUAUGGCCUGGGCGAGGCUCCUGAUCCCAAACUCCUAUCUCCAUUCAUCCAAGCGACAGUUGCGAGCGUCAUCUCCUACACAGUCUGCCAUCUCGCCGUCAAACUCUCCAUCUCAAUCCAAUGCCUGCGCAUCUUUGCCACGCCGGCCGCGAGGCGUCUCUUCAUUGGCCUCAUAAUCUUCCUCUCAAUCUACGGGACGCUGUGUCUGGUGCUGACCAUCAUUACUUGCUGGCCGGUGGCGAAGUACUGGGACGACUCGAUCCCGGGGAAGUGUCUCGACAAUCGAGCUAUGCGUUACGCGUUUGCGGGGAUUAAUAUCGCCAACGAUAUUGUGCUGUUGAUCGCGCCGAUGCCAUUCCUGAAGGGCUUGCAAAUCGCGAGGAGGGUCAAGUUUGUUUUGAUGGGCGUGUUUGCCGCUGGUGGUGUUGCUUGCAUUAUCGCCAUCAUCAGGCUGUACUCCCUCUGGGCUUACAGUUCAGUUCCUGUUUCUGAACGACCAGUGAAGGGAAUCGACAUUGCCAUCUGGUCCGGUCUCGAGUGCAACAUUGCCAUUAUCUGCGCCUGUGUUCCUUCACUUAAACCACUCUCGUCUAGGACCUUUCCCGGCCUCGUUGGCUCUUUGAACCACUCCUCAAAGCAUCCCAGCGGUGGUCGCUACACACACGGUAGCUCGCACAACUACGACAAUAUUACACACAACACCCGCAAGAACGGCUCUGUUGUUGACACCGAUACUCGAGGAAUCAACGUGGAGCAGUCUUUCGAGAUGAAGACUACAGCGGGUAGUGACAACGACAGCGAAAAGAACCUCGUGACUGGUACGGCGGCAGCAUAUCAUUCGCAAAUAUAUACUAGCACAAACCGAAGGUUACCAGAACCUAUGAGAAAAUAA
Molecule: messenger RNA, 1272 nt
Organism: Ilyonectria robusta
Lineage: Eukaryota; Fungi; Ascomycota; Sordariomycetes; Hypocreales; Nectriaceae
Exons: 5
Coding region: 172-1272 (366 amino acids)
Source: RefSeq, a predicted model, not a curated record